This is a messenger RNA of Symbiodinium natans, 954 nucleotides long. NCBI's taxonomy places the organism in Eukaryota, Dinophyceae, Suessiales, Symbiodiniaceae. The record is from the annotation of a GenBank genome assembly.
AUGGAUCCUGCAGGAAUGGCUGCUUUCUUGUCAGUCAAAGUUAUGCUGGCGCUGGCAUUCUGGAUCCUGAUGAGCGCGACCAUGAUUAUCUUCAAUGCUGCGCUUCUGCAAGGAUUUAGACAUCCUGUGUGGCUGACAUUCUGGCAUCAAUCCGCCAGCACAGUUCUCAUCCUCGUGCUGAAGCUGGUGCUGCCCGACCUGGUUGCCACAGGCGAUGCCAAGGAGGGGCGGCCACCCUUGUCGCUCAAAGAGGCGGUAAAGCUCGGCUUCCCGGUGGCGGCUGCACAGUGCGUGGGCCUCAUUGCAGGAAACACGGCAGUGAUGUAUCUCUCUGUGUCCUUUUGCCAGAUGAUCAAAGCUUGGACUCCAGCGAUGGUGUACGCAGUGGGGUGUGUGGUGGGUACUCAGAAGUUUACUUUCCCAGUUGCCAAGACGAUCGCGACCAUCACUGCUGGCCUCAUGAUCACAAGCAUUGGCGAGAUCAGAUUCGACUGGUAUGGAUUCCUGAUGCAGUGCACUGCACUUCUUUCUGAAGGCCUUCGAAUAAAUUUGCUUGAGAUUCUUCUGAAGUCGGCGGGCUACAAGCUGAACCCUCUCAGCUCGAUCUUGAUCUUCGCACCGAUAGCCUCGGUGAUUCUCUUGCUCAUCGGGGUUGCGACAGACAUGGAUGGAAUCUCAAUGGAGGUGAUGCACAACCUGGGAGAGUUGGUCCUUCUGGCAAACGCCCUUGUCGCUUUCCUCCUGAACAUCGCGAUUUACAUCGCCAUACAGUUGGCCUCCGGGUUGAUCUACGCACUGGCCGGAGUCGUGAAGGACAUCUCCAUUAUCAUGGGCUCUGUGUCGAGCUCAGCUGCACCUUCUAUGUGUGAUGUCCGUCGGACACUCUUUGGUUGUCGUUCUUCAUGUGUUUUGUUGUUCGAACUAAGGUUCCAGAAGCUUGAUCUGCCUGUCUGA